This is a messenger RNA of Baudoinia panamericana UAMH 10762, 1095 nucleotides long. RefSeq lists its product as uncharacterized. Gene Ontology annotation, biological process: cell wall mannoprotein biosynthetic process; GDP-mannose biosynthetic process. Gene Ontology annotation, cellular component: cytoplasm. Lineage: Eukaryota; Fungi; Ascomycota; Dothideomycetes; Mycosphaerellales; Teratosphaeriaceae. Gene Ontology annotation, molecular function: GTP binding; mannose-1-phosphate guanylyltransferase (GTP) activity. The coding region runs from base 1 to 1095 and encodes 364 amino acids. The record is from RefSeq and is a predicted model, not a curated record. The transcript is spliced from 4 exons.
AUGAAGGCCCUCAUUCUCGUCGGUGGCUUCGGCACCCGCCUUAGGCCGCUGACACUCACCCUCCCCAAACCGCUUGUCGAGUUCGGCAACCGGCCUAUGAUCCUUCAUCAGAUCGAGGCGCUGGCAGCAGUCGGCGUCAAGGACAUCGUGCUGGCCGUGAACUACCGCCCAGAAAUCAUGACUGCGGCGCUACAGAAGUACGAGGAGGAAUAUGGCGUCAACAUCACCUUCAGCGUCGAAACCGAGCCUCUUGGUACCGCUGGCCCACUCAAGCUGGCAGAGAAGAUUCUCGGCAAGGAUGACAGUCCUUUCUUCGUCCUAAACAGCGAUGUCAUCUGCGACUACCCUUUCAACCAGCUCGUCGAGUUCCACAAUAGCCACGGCAACGAGGGCACGAUCGUGGUCACCAAGGUUGAGGAGCCGUCAAAGUACGGUGUCAUUGUGCACAAGCCGGACCACCCAUCCCGCAUUGACCGCUUCGUCGAGAAGCCGGUCGAAUUCGUCGGCAACCGUAUCAACGCCGGUCUCUACAUUCUCAACCCAUCUAUCCUGAAGCGCAUCGAACUCCGGCCAACAUCCAUUGAGCAGGAGACUUUCCCAGCUAUGGUCAAGGACGGCCAGUUGCACUCAUUCGACCUCGAGGGCUUCUGGAUGGACGUCGGUCAGCCCAAGGACUUCCUCAGUGGCACCUGCCUCUACCUUACCUCCCUCACAAAGAAGAACAGCAAGCUUCUGACCCCUGCGUCGGAGUCCUUCGUGAACGGCGGAAACGUCAUGAUCGACCCCUCUGCCACCAUUGGCAAGAACUGCAAGAUCGGCCCCAACGUGGUCAUUGGCCCGAACGUGCAAAUUGGCGAUGGCGUGCGUCUUCAGCGAUGUGUGCUGCUCCAAGGCUGCAAGGUCAAGGAGCAUGCUUGGGUCAAGAGCACGAUCGUCGGCUGGAACAGCACUGUUGGCCGAUGGGCGCGUCUCGAGAACGUCAGUGUGCUUGGUGACGAUGUCACGAUUGGUGAUGAGGUCUACUGUAACGGUGCCAGUGUGCUACCGCACAAGAGCAUCAAGGCGAACGUCGAUUCACCCUCAAUCAUCAUGUGA